Blepharisma stoltei is the source of this 1200-nucleotide messenger RNA. The record is from the annotation of a GenBank genome assembly. Lineage: Eukaryota; Ciliophora; Heterotrichea; Heterotrichida; Blepharismidae.
AUGGUAGAUAUAUGAAAAAAUUGGAGCGAAAAAGAGAAACAAGCAUUUUACCGAAUUUUUGAAAUAGAGCAAGAGCAUAAGGCUUUGCAAACCUUUUUUAGCCAAAUUAAAAAAGUAAAUCAUAUUCAGAAAUACAACAGAUCAUUAUCAGAAAAAUUAAAAAGCCUUUAUUAUCGAGGAUUAGUUUCUGUGAAAAGACUGCUUGACUCCUUAAAUAUACCUCUUACCUCUCUUCCAAAUCCUGAAUUUUUCGAAAAAAACGAGCUAAACUUCACGACAAUUGCCCUUUCCCAUUCUCAAUUAAAAUCUGAAAUUGAAGAUCUAUCAAACAAUCCCUCUGCAUUUUCGGUAAAUUUUAUUCAGAACUGCAUGCAAGUACUUGGUAUUUAUAUAAAAUCAAAGCUAAGACAGCCAGCAAAUACCAAAGGAAUUCCUCUUUUGCUUAAACAGACUGAAGGCGACAUAAUCUGCCACUUUUGUGGAAGGAUCAAAAGAAGAAGGACUGGGAGUAUAUUGACAAUGUAAGCAUUAUUUAGAGGGGUAUCAGACACCAUUGGAGUGCAGCUGCUUCCACUAAAUGCGUAUUACCAUAAAGCUCUUGUAAGAUGUGGGUUUACUCCAAGGCUUGAGAUUUAUAUGAGGUCUAGCAAAUUACUUGCUGAAAUUAUUGAGCAUUUGAACAAUAAGUGGCACCCUGAAAUAAUAGAAAAUUCGCCAAAGCAAGAAUUUACGGUCAGCUUAAUGGCUCCUUGGGAAGGAAAAUUCAUAGAAUACAACAAGAAUCAGGAAAAAAUUACAAUUGGUGACGUCCAUAUGAGCUUAGAAAGCCCAGCAUCAUGGCAUUUGUAUUACUACUGAAAGCCGGUGUCCAGCCAAAUCCAAGAAUCAAUGAACACUCAUUCAGAUCACUCCUUACUCUCUACCUCAAUGCUGAACUUAAUCGAAGAGAAAUCGAACUCAAUCCCUUUUUUAAGCUCUCAGAUGGUAGAAGACUCAAGGCCUUUUGGUUUAAGCAACUCCUUUCAGCUAGCUUUCAAUAACUGUGCUCAUGAGCCAUUCUCUAAAGGUGACAGUUUACAAGUUCCUGACUUAAGAUAUUCAGCACAAGAAAUCCAUCAUGAUCUAUCAUUAAGUGUAUUUAGAACUGAUGGAGACGAAAGCAUGUUUUCCAGCUGAUUUAAUAAUAAUCAUAAGCAUUAG